AUGUAUGAGCAAACUGACCAUGGUAACGUGGUAUGGGAAGCCAUCAAAGUAGGGGGAGCAAAAGUGAAUAUAGUCGUAGUAGGGUUCAAUAUAGUGAAGGGGAUUGAAGCUGUCCUCUGCAGCAAAGCAAAUGGGAAAGAAUGUAUUGAUAUCAGGGAUAAAGUGAAGCAAGAUGUGACUAGUGGUAUCUGCAAGGAUCUGUACUGGAACUUUGACUAUUCGUAUCCAUUGGCUUUCUCAGUCAUGCUCAGUACUUGGAUGCGUAGGAAACCUUUCUUCUACAGGUUAAUGAGUGCUAUGCCCAGAUUUGAGUUGAAGUCUCCUGCUAAUCUCAUCAGUGGUCGGCUUUGUAUGCUACUUGCUGAUGAGUCACUGGAUCUUGAUGAAAUGAGCACCUUGAGACAGAUGAAAGUGGCAAACUACAGACAAGUUUCAAAAAUGCCUGGAUUGGUGCAUAUUCUGUCCUACCUGACAGGGGAUUGCAGGAAGUUUACCAGAGUUCUGUGUCUGAACCUGCGAGAGAAAGCAGUACUGGAAGGAGAUGGGAAAGUCUACUCACUCAGGGAGGUCAAUAACCUCCAGCAGGAGAUCAUCAUCCCUGCUAAAACAGUGGAGCAACUGGAGUUGCAUUGGCACUUGUGCCUGCUGGGCGUGCCAGGCUGGAGGGAAACUCCUGUGGGCACUCAUUCCCCCACUCCUGACCGGUUCUUGGAUGAGUGCCUGGGAAUCCUCACGGAGGAAGUCAGUGCCAGGUGGGACAUCUUCAUCCCGAGGGAUGGCAACAUGAGGUCACCGCACCUGACCAAGUACCAAUUUUGCAAUCAAGGCAAAAUUGGGACUGUGCAUGCUCAAGGUGACAUAAUCAUACUGGCAGUUUUGGAAGUUGAGGCUGCUUCCAAAAUGGAUGUGUUGAGCUCCAGGAAUGCCAUAGAGACUUGGCAUGAGGAAACAAAGCAGCUGAAGCAGUUCACCUCUUGCAACACUUUACAGGAGGUUUAUAGCCAGAUAGCCAUGCAAUAUCCUCAGCUGCAGUACCAGCGUAUUCCAAUUACAGACUGUGCAGUGCCCAGAGAAGAGGAUUUUGAUGUCUUCCUUAAGGUCGUGAGAUCAAAUUUAACCAGAGAUAAAAUCUCAGCCAUUAUCUUAAACUGUCGCAAUGGCAAAGAAAGAACUACAAUCAGCAUGGUCAUCUGCCUGAUUCUGACCUGGCACAUUAAUGGAUUUCCAGAGCCUUUUGUAGAGGAUAUUGUAAGCAUUCCUGAUGCCAAGUACACAAGGGGGGAGUUUGAGGCCAUUCUUAAUCUGGUUCAUCUUCUUCCAAAUGGUGGUGAGAUGAAGAAGGAAGUGGACAGAGCUCUUGAUGCAGUGAGUGAUUCAGUGACUCCCAUGAUGCAUCACCUAAGAGAGCUCAUUGUCAACACUUAUAAGAAGUCGAAAGGGGCAAAGGAUAAAGACAUUGCUGCAAGCUUGCAUUUACGUAGCCUGCAGUACCAGUACUUUUACCUUAUUCUUUUUGACACUUAUCUACACCUAGAGAAGCCAGGAAAAUGGGAAAGGCUCUUCAAAGAAUGGAUGGCUGAGGUGGUGGUUCCAGCAAGUGUUUUUGAAAUCUUGGACAAGCUGGGAUUCUUGGAGUUUGAGGACCCAGGAUCUAUCCCGAUGUGCAGGAUGCGCUACAGAUGGCAAAAGCAAUGA
Carcharodon carcharias (great white shark) is the source of this 1695-nucleotide messenger RNA. Its product is annotated as paladin-like. The record is from RefSeq and is a predicted model, not a curated record. Lineage: Eukaryota; Metazoa; Chordata; Chondrichthyes; Lamniformes; Lamnidae.